CACAAUGGACAGGGCCUUUUUGAAUUUCCAGUGACUCCCAGUGCUUCAUCCCCUGCCUGAGGCCCACCAUGUUUGCUCAUCCUCACAAGUUCGGCUUCCCCAGCGGGAACGCCUCGGAUUGUGUCAACGGUUCGGAGUGGAUCCUGUCCGUCUUCCAUGAGUGUGCUCAGGAUGGCCGGGACGUCGCCAGCGUGGUGCUGGGCCUGGUCUCCAUCGCCUGCUUUGCUGGGGCUUCCUUCCCUCAGUUCUACCUGGCUUGUAAAACCGGCAUUAUGGACCAGGCCUUGUCCGUUUACUUCCUGCUGGGAUGGCUGGGAGGCGAUUCGCUGAAUUUAGUGGGAUCUUUUUUGGCUAAUCAGCUGCCACUACAGGUUUACACCGCCAUUUACUACGUGCUGGCAGAUCUGGUCAUGAUCUCUCUCUACGUCUAUUACAAAAUCAAGAACCAAAACAGAGUCUUUUCGGCUUCGAUCAAUGCCGUCUUCGCAGUCGCGGUCCUGGGAACCACGUUGACGCCUGCCUGGCAGGGAGAUCCUGCCUCUUCUCACCUGGGUGACGGAGGGAUGUUUAAAAGCCGGAGACUUCUGUCCUCUGCAGACUACCCAUCAGGCUGGGAGCCUUUCACCCAAAGGGAGAUAUGCGGCUUUGUGAUCGGAUCCACUUCUUCGGUGCUCUACUUGCUUUCCCGGGUCCCUCAGAUCUACACCAAUUUCAAGCGGAAAUGCACUACCGGGAUCUCCUUCUCCCUUUUUGCUCUGGUGAUGCUUGGAAAUUCGCUCUACGGCCUCAGCGUCUUAAUGAAAAACCCGGAUCCGGGGCAGACGGAAGGCAAUUACGUGAUCCACCAUUUGCCGUGGCUGAUUGGCAGCUUGGGGGUCCUCUCCCUUGACAUCGUGAUUUCGUUCCAGUUCCUGGCCUAUCGCCGGAGGAGGCUGCCGGUCCUGGAAGAGAGAGACGCCCUCUUGGGCCGAGAGGAGGACUCCGUGGAGAGCUGAGCGGCACCAGGAUCGGGUCUUGGCUGCGUUGGGAUUCCAGCAGCGGGUUUUGGAGUCCGCCUGCGACUCUAGAAAGCCCUGGCCUUUCUCUGCUCUAGAAAACGCUCCGCCUCUGGAAAGUCGCGCCUUACGAGAUCAUGUCCUACCUUCUCCAGAGAUUAUUCCU
Protobothrops mucrosquamatus (brown spotted pit viper) is the source of this 1161-nucleotide messenger RNA. It is a transcript of the gene SLC66A1, whose product is annotated as solute carrier family 66 member 1. The record is from RefSeq and is a predicted model, not a curated record. The coding region runs from base 69 to 995 and encodes 308 amino acids. The transcript has 7 exons. Lineage: Eukaryota; Metazoa; Chordata; Lepidosauria; Squamata; Viperidae.